AAACUCCGCGCUCCUCCGUCUCCCUCCGAACUCCGCGCCUUGCCCUCAUCUCCGGCGACCUCCCCGGCGGCGGGGAAACCGCAUGGAGCAGUAGUACCGUCGCGGCGUCCAUCUCCUCCGGCCCCGCUGCCGGUCGCCAUGGCGAACUACCUCGCGCAGUUCCAGACCAUCAAGUCCUCCUGCGACCGCAUCGUCAUCGCCGUUGAGGAUGUGAGCGAUUUGUGGCUCAAUGUCAAGGAAAGUUUUGAGCAACGUCUACCAGUGAAGAAGGCCUGCCUCAACAACAAGGCGAGGAACCCUGUUUUUGUUGAAAACCUGCCAGCUGAGUUUAUACAAACUACUGAUUCAAGGCUUCGGAGUCGCUUUCCGUAAGAACAAUACUUGUUCUGGUUCCGGGAGCCAUAUGCGACUGUUGUUCUUGUUACUUGUGAGGACCUUGAUGAAUUUAAGACCAUUCUUAAGCCUUGCCUCAAAUUAAUUGUGCAAAAUGAUGAGCGGGAAUGGUUCAUUGUGUUUGUGUCGAAAGCCCAUCCUAGCAAUGAUCAUGCAAAUAAGAUGGCAAAGAAAGUAUACGCUAGGCUCGAGGCUGAUUUCAACACCAAAAAGAGAGAAAGAUGCUGCAAAUUUGAUCUACAUGGACCCGAUGCAGAAUUCUGGGAUAAUUUUGACUCUAAAAUGGUGGACUGCAUCAGAAACACAUUAGAUAGGCGGGCUCAGUUUUAUGAAGAGGAAAUACGGAGGUUAAGUGAGCAACGGUUCACUCCAAUAUGGAACUUCUGUAACUUCUUCAUUCUGAAGGUAAGCUUGGCAUUCAUGUUUGAGAUGAGUAAUCUUCAUGAAGAUUCACUCCGUGAAUAUGACGAACUUGAACUAUGCUACUCAGAAUCAGUGAACUCUCCAGGGAAACAUCGAGAAUUUGGAGGAUUAGAUACUGGUGAUGACCAGGCUGUGCUGCUAAAUCCAGGAUUCAAAGCACUGACCCAAAUUGUUCAGGAUGAUGUAUUCAGAGAUUUUGAGUUCAGACAGUACAUAUUUGCUUGCCAGUCUAAGUUAUUGUUUAAAUUGUUCCGCCCAAUUGAGGUUGCUGCCAGAGGAUAUGCUUUUGUUGUUGGCUUUUCCAAGACACUAGCCUUUCAUGAAAAUGCUCUACUAUUUUGUUUCCAUGAAGUAUGGGUGAUAACUGCAUGUUUGGGUUUAAUAAAGUCUACAACUUCACAUUAUGAUGGUGGAGCUGUUGCUAUUGAUUCAGAGAAAGAGUUUUAUCGCCUUCAGGGUGAUCUUUAUUCACUCUGCCGUGUUAAGCUUAUGAGGCUUGCUUAUUUGAUUGGUUAUGGGAUUGAGAUAGAAAAGAGUCCAGUCAACAGUGCAUCUUUAAGCAUGCUACCAUGGCCAAAGCCAGCUACAUGGCCUUCAAUUCCUCCUGAUUCAUCGGCAGAAAUAAUGGCAAAGGAGAAGAUGAUUCUUCAAGCAGAACCAAGAGAAAAGCUCUUCAACAUUCACAGGAAACCUCUGCCACUAGAACCUUCUCUACUUCUACGUGAGGCUAAUAGGCGCAGAGCUUUUCUUUCUGUUGGAAAUAUAUCUGAGUUAUAGGAUUCAGCAGCUGAUGGUUCAGUUUUAGAUGCAAAUUCAAAACUUCCUCCCAACAGAUCUGCUUCUAACUUCAUGACAAGAACAUUGUCAGGUCCACCAAUGUCUGAGACUCCUCUUGAUCGCCCCAUGAGGUUAUCAGAAAUUCAUGUUGCAGCUGAGCAUGCACUGAAACAGAUGAUAUCAGAUCCUGAAUUUAUGACAUCACUUUCAUCACUAGAAGAAUUUGAGAAAAGAUAUAUGGAGCUUACUAACGGUGCAGCUGAUAAUUAUCACCGCUCUUGGUGGAAAAGACAUGGAGUUGUGCUUGAUGGAGAGAUUGCAGCUCUAUUCUUCAAGCAUGGAAACUAUGAUUUGGCUGUGAAAUCCUAUGAGAAAGUAUGUGCUAUGUAUUCUGCAGAAGGCUGGGAAGAGCUGUUGGCAGAUGUUCUUCCUGAUCUUGCAGAAUGCCAGAAGAUUCUCAAUGAUGAAGCUGGUCAUUUGGCUUCCUGUGUAAAGUUACUUUCUCUGGACAGUGGUUUGUUUUCAUCUAAAGAGCGGCAAGCUUUCCAGUCAGAAGUUGUUCGACUUGCUCACAGUGAAAUGAAGCAUACUGUGCCCCUUGAUGUCUCAUCACUAAUUACAUUUGCUGGAAAUGCCAGUCCACCACUAGAAUUAUGUGACAGGGAUCCCGGUACACUAUCUGUAGCAGUUUGGAGUGGCUUCCCAGAUGACAUCACGCUGGAAUCUCUCAGUUUAAGAUUAUCAGCUUCUUCUAGUGCAGAUGAAGGUAUCAAGGCAAUAAAGAGUUCGGGUUCUCAUAUUCUUGUACCAGGUAGAAAUGUUAUCACUUUUGACAUUCCUCCUCAGAAGCCUGGUUCCUAUGUGUUGGGUGCUCUUACGGGACAGAUUGGCAAGCUGUCAUUCAGAUCGCAUAGAUUUUCCCAGGAUGGUCCAGUGGAUACCGAUGAAUUCAUGAGCUUUGAGAAGCCAACUAGACCUGUUUUGAAGGUUAGAAAACCAAGGGCUUUAGUUGAUAUUACCCCUGUUGUGUCCUCUGCAUUGCUUAUGAAUGAGCUCCAGUGGAUUGGAUUAAUCGUCAAGCCAAGAGACUAUUCUUUAAAAGGUGGCAUAUUGCAUAUAGAUGCCGGUGCUGAACUGAAAAUUGAGGAGUCUCAGAUGAUUGAGAUAGAAAGUUACAGAAGUGAUAUGGAGCAUGCUGGUUCUGCUGAUAGCUCCAUUGAUGGUGAAAGGGUUGAAAAGAUCCCUAUUGAAAAUGGGAAGAUAGAACUUCCAGAUUGGGCUAGUGAUGUGACUACUCUAGUUUGGUUUCCUGUUCGUGCUAUUGAUGACACGAUUGCCAAGGGAGAAUCCCCAGCGUCUCCUCAGAAACAGAGCAUAGUAGACGGAAUGAGAAUGAUUGCUCUGAAACUUGAAUUUGGAGUUUUCCAUAAUCAAGUAUUUGAAAGGACCAUUGCAGUACAUUUCACUAACCCAUUCCAUGUAAGCACACGCGUUGUAGACAAGUGCAAUGAUGGAACUCUACUACUACAGGUGAUAUUGUGUUCUGAAGUGAAGGCCGCUCUGCAUGUAAAGGAUGUACGGUUAGAUCUUCAAUCUGGAUUUGAGCACUUAGGAAAGGGGGACGGGCGACCAGCUUCAAGUUUGUUCCCUCUGGUUAUCGCUCCUUCUUCCAGAGCAGGAAUUUUAUUCAUAAUACGGUUAAGUGGCACAAAAGAUCUGGAUGAGGUAGAAAAUGCAGACAGCAUGCUGAAUAUUAAGUACGGAAUAUCUGGUGACAGAACAACUGGAGCACAUUCUCCAGUUCCUGUCAAAUCCAACGAUUGUGAAGAGCUUCUGUUCAAGAUUGCACUCAAACUGAAGCGACCUGUCCUCGAUCCAUGUCUAGCAGUUGGAUUCCUUCCAUUUUCCACAGAUUGCCUGAGGGUUGAGCAAUUAGUUAAUAUGAGAUGGAGGGUUGAGAGGCUGAAAAAACCGGAGGACACAUCUAUAUCUGGUGACGAAAUACUUUAUCAGGUCGAUGCUAACCCGCAGAACUGGAUGGUUGCCGGGAGGAAAUGCGGCCACAUAUCGUUGUCAAAUGGGCAAGGUUCAAGGAUGGAGAUCACCGUGACAUGCGUCCCGCUGGUGUCCGGGUACGUCCACCCGCCGCAGCUGGGCCUGCCCGAGGUGGGCGAGGCGAACAUCAGCUGCAAUCCGGCAGGGCCGCACCUGGUGUGCGUCCUUCCUCUGGCACUUAGCACCUCCUACUGUAUACUGGCAUGAUUCAUCCUGUGCACUUACCAUUUUCACCUAGAAGAGUUGUAGUGUCCGUUUUUUUUUUUUUUUGUGCGGACGUGUUUCACUGGAACCAGUUUCUUGCAAUUUUAUUGUACCAUAAUCGUAGUGUACAAUUGUACAUUGACUGAUAAGUGAAGCUGGGUUCUCCAGGAUUCUGCAAAAAUUUUCAAGCUUGAUUUAUUCUGUAAUUUGUGCUAUUUACGGACAAUUUAUGUUCCUAUUCUUAGCUUGAACCAUCACCGGUGACUCUGAACUAUUUCACUCGUGAGGCUCGAGGUUGCAUUGCC
Phragmites australis (common reed) is the source of this 4157-nucleotide messenger RNA. RefSeq names its product trafficking protein particle complex II-specific subunit 130 homolog. Gene Ontology annotation, biological process: intra-Golgi vesicle-mediated transport; early endosome to Golgi transport. NCBI's taxonomy places the organism in Eukaryota, Viridiplantae, Streptophyta, Magnoliopsida, Poales, Poaceae. The transcript is spliced from 21 exons. Gene Ontology annotation, cellular component: TRAPPII protein complex. The record is from RefSeq and is a predicted model, not a curated record.